AAAUGCAGUACAAAAGAGCACUCUUGCUUUUAAUUUUCUAUUCCUAUAAUUGAUUUACGGCUUUCGAAUUUGCAAAAAAAAACGAAAUCAAGCCUUCAUCAUCUUAUUCGAACAAAACCAAAUUCUGAUAACUUCAACGAAGGUUUAAAAUCCCAGAUAAAAAAAAUAACUUCAACGACUUCAACAGUAGCUAUUCGACUGGGUUGUCAAAACAAAUGCCGCGAGAUAAAAAGAAAAGAAAAAUAGGAUUAGAUAACAAACGACACGGCUGAUAGACGUGGUAAAUAAUUGAUAACAGUUCCAGUCACUGUUCAAACACAAGGAUGGAAUCGCAGCAGAAAAUGAGUUCCACGCCCAAAGAACAUGUUUCCAAUGUCAAUAUUGGCUUCAUUGGGGGUGGAAAUAUGGCCUACGCUAUUGCAGCCGGCUUGAUCAAUAAAGGUGUGCUUAAACCACAACAGAUCAUGGUUUCUGCAACUAAUCUAGAUAAUUUGCGCAAACGCUGGGAACGUCUUUUGGUGGAUCGUCUAACAGUUGAUAACGUCGAAGUAAUUCGCAAAUCGGAUAUCGUGUUUCUCUGUGUCAAACCUCACAUCUUACCCAUUUGCCGUCGCUCGAUGGAGGGCUCCUCCAACAUUCCCGACUGUAACACCAAAUUAAUGGUGUCGAUUCUGGCCGGCGUCACUUUGGAACGGUUGUACAACGAAUUCUCUUGUUUGCCCAACAUUCCGUUCGUUCGAACAAUGCCGAACACUCCGAUGCAGGUCGGAGCUGGUUGCACCAUAUUUUGUGCCGGAUUCGAUCAUCACAAUGCUACGGUUGAGGCUCAUUACAAUGCUACAAAAUUCAUGUUCAACCAGUUAGGGCUGGCGUACGAAGUAAGGGAGGAGCAAAUCGAUAAUAUGACCGGUUUGACGGGUUGCGGUCCUGCUUUCGUAUACCAAAUCAUAGAAGCUCUGGCUGAUGGUGGAGUGAAGCAAGGAAUACCUCGAGAGAUGGCCAUUAAAAUGGCAGCACAAACAGUCCUGGGAGCUGCGAAAACAGUGCUAGAGACGGGAAAACAUCCAGCGGUGCUGAAGGAUGAGGUCUGUUCGCCAGGAGGCGCAACCAUUCAUGGUGUACACGAGCUGGAAAAAGGAGCAGUACGAGCGACCCUCAUAACUGCGGUUGAAAAGUCGUCCGCUCGAGCCAAGGAACUAUCUUAGGCAUCCAGUGUCGGUGCAUUACUGUGGUAUCGAUUGUUGCGUUUAAUUUGUGUCCCUGCAUGUAAUUUGUGUCUCGAAAAAAUUAUGUAAUAAUGAGUCAUUUGAAGAUAACGUACA
Messenger RNA from Uranotaenia lowii, 1322 nucleotides. RefSeq lists its product as uncharacterized. Lineage: Eukaryota; Metazoa; Arthropoda; Insecta; Diptera; Culicidae. The coding region runs from base 324 to 1205 and encodes 293 amino acids. Gene Ontology annotation, molecular function: pyrroline-5-carboxylate reductase activity. The transcript has 4 exons. Gene Ontology annotation, biological process: L-proline biosynthetic process. The record is from RefSeq and is a predicted model, not a curated record.